AUGUACGCUGUGCGCUAUCCGAUGGCGCGAAGAGGCAUCUAUUUGCUCCCAGACGAUAGACUGCUCGAUCUGAAGCGUGUAGACGACAUUGCGCUGCUAAUCGAAGAUCCAAGUUAUCUGUGGAGGGUCGAGUAUAUUCUCGGGCAGUUAGCCAGUCGUGCUCCACCGUGCACGGCCACAACGGGAACAUGUUACAAAUGA
This is a messenger RNA of Echinostoma caproni, 201 nucleotides long. Lineage: Eukaryota; Metazoa; Platyhelminthes; Trematoda; Plagiorchiida; Echinostomatidae. The record is from the annotation of a GenBank genome assembly.